AUGGGAGAGCCGCCCCAACGGGGGACGGUUCGGUUUUCGUCCCGGCCACAGUUUAGCGAUGCGUUGAGUUCAUCCGAGCUGCCGGCAGCGGCAGCCUCCGAGGCCACUGUUCGCAAUGAUCGAUUGGUCCGACGUCGCACUACGACUCCCCCGGACCUUGCGGCGGCACCCAGCCCAACCCGCCAAACUCCGUCGCGCGCCGUAAGACAACGGACGACGACGGCGGCCGGCGGCCGAAGGAACUUCGAUAGCUCCGGCGAAGAGGACGACGACGGGGGGCAGCGCCAUCCGCCAUUUGUUUUCAGUCCACGCUCGACACAGCAAACGGCCAGCAGUUCCUCUCCGUCGCAGCGCUCGGAAGUGGUGGUCCGGAAUUCGUUUGCAAGGCGCGACGAUAAGGACACUCGCAGUGGCGCGAAGGUGACGCCGGCUGAAAAUAGUAAUGGUCCCCCGAACCGGCGUCGUUCGAAGCAGCGGAGUUUCCGUGAGGAAGCCACGGCGACCACCGUUGCCACGGUCAACACCCCAUUCGGUAGUCGUGCCGGCAGAAAGUACAAUCGAUUAACGACCGAGGCGACCAAACUAUCGAACGAAGUGCUAGACGAUGCCGGGGCACGUGCCUCGGUGGAGACGGUACGCUCGAAGCCAGUCCUCCCGCGAGCAUCCAUAAAGCGCGUUCCGAAGCAGCGCGAUGAGGGGAGUGCCUCGUCGGAGGAAAACUAUCCGGAACCGUUCAAGAAGCUACUUAAAGCGAAACUCAACGACGAAAAACUGCGCACCGUGUACGCCAGGAACCUGGACGGAGGUGUGACGGAGAAACCGGCCCGUGGGGCUUUGGCGCGGACCGGCAGCACCGCCCCGCCGAAGGCAGAACCCACCGACAGGAGCUGGAGAAGUUCUUCCGCAGAAGUAACGCCCAGAAGUGCGGAGCGAUUUAGCGGCGAGACUCCGCGGCAAGAGGGCCGCCCUGUGGACGGCCUGAAGAGCACACGAUACUCGUCCUCCGAGUACACGGGCACUCGGAUAAGCAAAGAACAGUCCUCCUCUUCGGAAGCACUUUUACAGAGUGGCCGCUCAGAGAGCACCGAGUACGAUCCGUCCGGCGAGCGCCAUUCGUCGUCGCGUCAACUGAGGACCCGCGGUCGGUUCACCGAGACCAAACAUCAGUCCGAGGUGAAGACCAAGAGUUUUGUGAGGGUUUCACAGGAGCAGCCAGCGAAAGAUCUACGAUCCUCGAGAGAAAAACCCGACCGGACCUCGGGUGAGGCCGAGCGGCUACAGCCAAGACAGCCAUCUCGAGGGCGCGGGGUGCAGGUUCUGAGUACGACGACUGCUGGACCUACCACCACCGCCAAGCUGAUCACUCCACGCCCGGUUCGGACGUACACCCGGCGCCAGAACACGCUCAGCUACCUGACCUCGACGACGACGGAACCGACCACGACCACGAGGAAACCUUUCUCACCGGCUCCCCGCAACAGCAGCAGCACCACCACUCGGACCGAAGUGGACACGGCAGCGUCCCAGGAGUUCAUCCAGCAAACUACACCGGUUCCGAGCGAGUCAAGAGCGGCCCCGCGAGUGAAGGUCGACACGACCAUGCGCAGGACGACCACGGAGCCACCGUCCGGAAGCCACCGGGACGAGGGUCCGCGGAAGAUAUCGCUCCUGUACACCGAUCCCUUGCAGUACCUGCGGAAAGCCACGCAAAGUCCUCCCAUCGUCCCAUCGACCACAUCCAAGCCGCCGGGUGGCUCGGAGAAUUUGAAGGUCCAGACUCCAGUGACUCUGUUGAAGCAACCGUUCCGAACGCAGGCGAGAAAGGCGUCAGCUGGCCGAUCGAGCAGUGUGGCUGGACCAACCCUCAAAACGACUCCGACCGUGGUCCCGAUACGGGCGAACAAAAUCGCCUCAAAUAAUGUGCUGAAACGUCCGCUAACGUUCUCAUCGAACCGUGGCAGCAAGAAGUCUGCCGUGUACACACCGACCAUUCCCUCGUUCACUACACCGUCCCCGGUAAAGGUUACACCUGAUGGCAAUAGUUUGCCAAAGCCUCCAGCUAACUCCAGCACAAAACUGCCAAGCCGCCUCGCAAGUCUAUCUUCCCUCUCCUCUACCGCUGCACUAGCUAACGAACUCGGUCCCGACGGCGAUGGUAUCGGAGACCCGGAGCAGUCGGAGGACGAUUACCGGGAGAACGAGGUGGAGCUGGAUGAGGUGCAGGCGGCGACCAAGGUGGCAAUCGCCAAGGAGACCCAGAUAGAUCCCGUCUCGUCCGGGCUGACCCAGAGCCGCAUCGAGGUGGAGCCGCCGAACCAUCGGGAUCAGGUCGCAUCCGGUGGUGCGGUGACCGUCUCGAUCUUCAGCGCCCUCUCCGAGAUCCUUUCGCAGCCAACCGAAAGUUUACAAUUUUUGUCCUCCAGCACCGAUGCACCCUCUUCGUCUUCAACUACAACGAGCACCUCUACCACUACCACCACCACCACCACCACCACCACAACCACCACUACGACUACUACACCGCCUCCUCCACCAGAAAUUUUUAGUAGCAAGUCCAACGACAAGGUACUGGAAUCACUGGCCGCCACGGCCGACGCCUCACCCUCCGACGUACCGCCCGUGAGCGUGGGCGAUAUGUCUGUAAAUACUCGCUAUCUGGAGCCCGCUGGUAACCCGAUUGUAAAUAAACCCGAUCUAACCACCUCAACAACCACCGCAAGCACCCCGAUCGCGGAGGGGAUACCGACGACCGCGAGGCUGACCGAGGCCCCGGCCGACGGUCAGUCGACGGUUUCGGAUGAAAUUCUCUCAACACCGGCCACUUCCCCGUCCGACCGUCAGCACGGUGAUCUUGACAACGAGAUUGAGAACCGCAUCCCGACGGCGGACGCGGACGAUGAUGUUGGGGAACCCGCCCGACUCGGCAGUACCGUCACCGGGGGCCACUUUCUUUCCACUGCCUCGCCGGGCGAGUCACUCGCAGGUCAACGUGAAGAGCAAGAUCCUGAUGACGUUCCUUUGUUCACCACACAGAGCCCCGGAGUGCCGGUGGAGUCGACGGCGACGGUGACCUCGGGAACGACACCGACACUACCACACACUACUACGACUGAAGCACAGGACGAAUCGGAAAACGCUAUCACAAUUACUGCUACUGCUACUACUACUGCUACUACCGCUUCUACUGAUAUCCGUGCGGUGACGAGCGUGCUUGCUGGUGACGUGACCACCAAUAACUCGGUCGAGUCGGCGACGGAGCGUGUCUCCGUAGUCACUGCUUCCAACUCUGAUGCGCUACUAAUCGCCGGUUCAGCUUCAACCACAUUCAUUCCGCCAGACACCACCAUUUCGCAUUCCACCCAAGAACCCCACGUCACCGCCCAUGUCCAUCCCACCUUCCAUCCAACCGAUCACCCAGCAAGUCCGGAGGAGGAGUCUGCCCAAUCGGUGACUGCCUCAGGAACCACCGCCGACGUAGAGAUCAGUUCAACACCCGCAGCCGCUUACACUAAUCAUCGGAUCACCACCACGAUCACCACGAACGCUUCCAUCACUGAUUCGGAUCAGACGACCUCCACCGCGUACGUUACGUCAGCACCAAUGACCGUAAGUAGGACAGAGCACCCAUAUUCAAGCGUUUCCGAUGACACCACUCGCCCGCCGGCUCAGGUCGGGUCCGCCGAAUCUCCCGAACCUACCAACGACGAGUACCGUCCGAGAUUCAAAGUGCGCAUACCGAUCCUGCCCGCUGGCUUCGGCCACCACGGUUCCACCGAGGGUCCCUCCCGGCUCCCGGUCCCAGCUACUUCUUUCACCCCGUCCGUGCCGGUGACUCUGCCUAGCACCACCACCAUUGGCACCACCACCACCACCACAGAUUCCCCCACGGCAAGUACGGCGAGAGCCCGAUCGCGCGGGCUCGUCGUCUACGGCAUCCUGCCGAACAAUACCGUGGUGAGGCGCGUGAUCGGCGGCGAGGAUGAGGAGCGGGCGGCCCAGUCGACGACGGAAAGUGGGCGCAUCGUGUACGGCAUCUUCCCGAACGGUACCGUGGUGAAGCGCUACCCGAACGGGACGAUCGUGCCGGAGCGGACCGGGAAGCGGACCAGCGCGGUCGAAGUCACUAACAUUGAUCCGCGCGAGCUCCAGAAUCCGAACAGUGCCCUGUACCGCACGACGGACGCACCGCCGCUUGUCUUGAGCACCACUACUACCACCACCACCACCACCAGCGCUUCCACUACCAGCACGUCGCCGUCCGCCAUUCUGUACAGUUCACAGGCCACUGUUCUGCCACCUCCUAGUACCACUCUCACUACCACAAUGCAUCAACCUACGGGUACCACGACUAUUAUUGAAAUAUUGCGCAAGUACAACGAGGAGAAUCAGUUGGACGCGAAGGUGAAGUCGGACAACGUGUUUAGCUUGGCGGCGGCCAAACAGAAAUCGUCCCGUAAUCUGAACGAGGACGGAACGACGACGGCCAGGAGCCGACCACCAACAGUAAUCGGGAGCGCUACGACCGAGAAACCUCGCGAUGAGGUUCGCGUGGCACGUCCUAACGCACCCGAUUUGGUAUACCGCUGGAAACCGCCAGCGCCACCGAGUACGACGGAAGGUGGAGAACGGUUGGAUGCAGUGUCUUCGACGACGGAGCCCAGGUACACGACACUGGCAGCAACCCCGAGUGUAUCGGAGAAUACCGUUCCGGACAUGACGGGCGUUGGCAAAGGAGCGAAUGGUUUCGUUGGACUAGAGCUGGACAGUGGAGAAGUGUCCUUCGAUGCACCGCUGAACCCAGAUGUUUCGGUCGAAAAUGAUGUCAAUCAGCAAUCGAGCAGUCCGGUAGUGGAUAAGGGAUCGAUCAAGAAAGAGGUACCACAGCUGUCCCUGCCGCCAAGUGCUACCGUGUCCUCUACAAUGGUGCCUGUGUUGACUACAACUACUCGCAAACCCAUCGUCACAAGCCGGCCGACGGCAGCUUCCACUACAACACCACGGCCAACUACAACAACCACGGCACGGACUACUACCAGCCGAACUACUACCACACGCAAACCCUCUACUAAGCCCCCCUAUUCAUCGACCACACAAAGAACGCGUACCACGACCUACUCGGAUCAGGAAGAUUUGGCGUUUCUGCGACAGUUGGCCCGAUUCUUGAACGUUGGACAAACACCCUCCACACGGAAGACGACGAAGCGGCCAACUACAACUGCCAAGCCUACGACCACGACCACGAAAGCGACAACGACCACCAGUACCACCACCACACCGAAGCCGACCACGGUGCCCAGCCUGAGCACCGUUAUCGUCGAGAAGGACGAUCCUGCGUUCCUGAACGACGUGCGGAAGUUUCCCGACUUUGCGACUCCAAACCCGCUGGUCGAUACACCGCUGGCGAACCGAAUUCUUCAGCUGGCUAUCCAGCGUGACCCGAAAAGUAUCGCCCGGCAGCCGCUCGCCACGGGCAAUGCGUUUGCCACGUUCGAUAAGGCACUGCCGUCGAUCCCAGAGGUGAGGGAAUCCUCGACGACGACGACGACGACGCUGUCACCGGCAGAGAUUGAGAAGACGAAAAAGCAGCUCGACCGGGAGCUGCAGCAGUACAACAGUGACCUGAAGCUGCUCUCGAAUCUGCUCGGGCGUCCCAUCAGCGAGAAGGACAUACCGAGCCUCACGAAGCAGCUGGGUGGCGGUGGCACCCGCCCACUGGUGGCCACCGUUCCGACGACGACCACAUCGACGACGACCCGUCGACCGACUGCCACGCCCGAUGGGGAGCUGCUGAAGAAGUUGCUCCUGACGCAGCAGCAACAACAGCACAACAGCAGCCCGGCGGUCAUCGAAAAACCGGACUUUUACGGUAAAACCAACGAAGCCAUCCUGGCGGCGGUGCUGAAGCAGCGCGGGAUAGGCCCAUCGAACACGAACGGCAACAUCGAGGACAUUCUGGCGCAGAUCGCACCCGAAAGUGCACGGCCCGUCCCAUCGUUGCCACCCAUCAUCAUUACGACCCCGCGCCCGACACCGCGAAGGACGAGACCACCGCAGCCUCCGCCGUUGCGUUCGCAGAAUCCCAUCCUGGACGGGCUCGGGUGGUUGUGGCGUGAGUGGCAGGCAACGGCACCGCAACCGAAUCGCCAACGGCAGGCGGCUAACGGUCCGGCCGGCGGUGGAACGUUCGGACUGAGCGGUGGAGUCGGUCUGGCUGGUGGUGCUGGCGGCGCAAGGACGGCAUCGCUGGCGCAAUCGUAUCGCGACGAAGGACUCGAUCCAGAUGCGAAACCCAUAAACCCCAGCGUUACGGAGGAGGCCCCAUCGUUGUUCGGUGGAUUUGGCAUCAAUCCCGGCGGGCAACUGUUGAAUGCGGCCAUCGGCGUGACGCGAGCCGUGUCUCAGUUCCUAGGCGUUGCGCUACAGGGUGCUGCCAAGUCGUUCACGUCCGCCUUCCGUCCACCGGCGGCCGGAGAAGAGCCGGCGGCCGAUGAGCUGAGCUACUACCGGCUCAGCGGGAGAUAA
Molecule: messenger RNA, 6522 nt
Organism: Anopheles bellator
Lineage: Eukaryota; Metazoa; Arthropoda; Insecta; Diptera; Culicidae
Product: mucin-2-like
Exons: 11
Coding region: 1-6522 (2173 amino acids)
Source: RefSeq, a predicted model, not a curated record